UUUUAAAUAUUGACAUUUAUUGAUCCUCUCAUGGAACCAACAGUGGAAAAAUGGCUCAAACAGCAGCUAAAACAUACUGUCAAUCCUGGGAGUCUGCAAACCUCAUCAAUUAGAGUUAUCUUUAUCAAGAUAAAUCACAGUUCUAUCACUUUUUUCUUCCAAAACAAUAAACAAUCUAAUAAUUACCCAUCAAACAGUCAAGCAGUACGUCAUUUUAAAGGGCAAAAAACACUUAGAUCUAGGAAAAAACUCGAUUUUUGUUGGUUUUUUUCUUGUCAGAAGGUACUGGAAGUUGAGUUUAGUCAGGGAUAACAAUCCUUAAAAAAUAGCUUGAUUGGGGCAGAAUAUCCAAGAAAGACACAUCCUGGCUUCCCACAAACUGAACAGGCGGCGGGCGGGUUCUGUUGUAGGCCUGAAGCUGGACUCCCUGGUGACGGUUCCAGAGGAGGACUAUGGACACACUACUGGACGAACAGAGGAGCUCAUUCAUUGACAGACUGCUCCUUCCCAGUUGCAGGAACCAAUAGACGUAAAACUUGUUUUGUUCAUCUCACCAUCAGACUCCACAGCUCAUUCUCAAGGUGGGAGGAGGAGUAACAGGACAGAGGAUGGGAAGGACAGUAGCACUAGUAAUAGUAAUAGUAGUAGUAGUAGUCUGUCUGUCUAAUUCCAGUGUCUGGGAUUGGAUUGUGACAUCUUCUGUGAGAAAUGUUUAUUAAGAUACUGGAAACUCUCUGCUCAAAUGUUGUAGAUUUACCCUGUAUAUCUCCCCUCACAAGAUUGGCUGUCCAUAAUCAGAUCUGCCGUAAGACAGAUCGCUAUAGGAGAUCCUUCCUGCCCACAGCCAUCAGCGUCUGCAACGGAUGAUGACUGCAUCUACAUUUUUGAAUUGAACAGAAUAACAACCACCUUCCCCAUCUGUUUGUGUACUUUUCAACAAAAAGCCCGUGCCACUCACAAUAUGGCGGCGGCGUUCGCGUUGGUGCGCGCCAACGUCUUCACCGUCAACACUGCCACUCUGCGGUGUCGUGUAGGACCUCCCCAACAUUUCCGCAGCCCACAAAUGGUGGACUGGCUUCGGUAAACUCUUCGCAAUUGGCCCUCGGAGCUGUCGGCAACGACACCUCGCCCUCCUCACAAGCGAAGAGAUAACCAGAACGAAAGCAGAGACGUUUUAGAGCCAAGGCAUACAGCUGUGAAUCGAGUCGCUUCCGACCUGUUUUCCGGGUUUUUUUUAAAGUCUGCUCCAGACCUUUGUUUUUGGGGGUUUACUCAUGUCCUUGUUGAGCUUUGGCGAUUUGGACAGCGUGAAUGAAACAGCCUUGUUAUCAUUCAAGACCAUAUGCUGAGAAAAGCGAGGUGGAAGAAAGAAGGGAACGACAGUAGAAAAAAAAGAGGCUGUUUGGAUCCGGAGGACGAAGCGGCUAGCUUCCGGAGCUGUGAGGGAUAUCUACUCUCAACGUGACAUUGAUAACUGAUAGGAGAUAAAACCGAGGAUAAUCUGCGGCCGGGGAUCGCCCCGACAAUCUGCUGGCGUCGAAAAGAAGACAAAUUAGUUUGCGUGGUGUUGAACAAGACACUAGAUUGUGUCAGCGCUGUCCUCUGGAGGAAAAGGGAAACAAAAACAAAGGAAACGCCUCGGUUCAGGAUGAACCAUCUAACCUUCAGUGAGCUAUGUUGCCUGUUCUGCUGUCCACCGUGCCCCAGCAAGAUCGCCUCCAAGCUUGCCUUCCUUCCUCCGGAGCCCACCUACAGCCUCAUGUGCGACGAAAGCGGCAGCAGAUGGACGCUGCACCUCUCAGAGCGGGCUGACUGGCAGUACUCUGUGCGAGAAAAGGACGCCAUCGAGUGUUUUAUGACACGCACUUCCAGAGGGAACCGCAUUGCCUGCAUGUUUGUGCGCUGCUCACCUAGUGCCCGCUACACUCUGUUAUUCUCCCAUGGAAAUGCAGUUGAUCUGGGCCAAAUGAGCAGUUUCUACAUUGGCCUGGGCUCACGGAUCAACUGUAAUGUCUUCUCCUACGACUACUCGGGUUAUGGAGCCAGCUCUGGGAAGCCGUCGGAGAAAAACCUGUAUGCAGAUGUGGAUGCCGCAUGGCAUGCGCUGCGAUCACGGUACGGCAUCCGUCCGGAGAGCGUGAUCAUCUAUGGUCAGAGCAUUGGCACAGUGCCCUCUGUGGACCUUGCCUCUCGCUAUGAGAGUGCCGCAGUCAUCCUCCACUCCCCGCUUACCUCUGGCAUGAGAGUGGCUUUCCCAGACACCAAGAAGACCUACUGUUUUGACGCCUUUCCAAACAUCGACAAGAUUUCCAAGGUAACAUCGCCUGUCCUCUUGAUCCACGGUACCGAGGACGAGGUCAUCGACUUCUCCCAUGGCCUGGCGCUGUAUGAACGCUGUCAGCAUCCAGUGGAACCUCUCUGGGUGGAGGGGGCCGGACACAAUGACGUGGAGCUCUAUGGACAGUACCUGGAGAGGCUCAAACAGUUUGUUGCACAUGAGCUGGUCAACGUAUAGAGCUGCUUGAAGUGAGAGCAGCAGAGAAGAAAGCUACUGUUGAAAAGAUGGCCUGAGUUAUUGUUUCUGCGUGAAUUAUUAAAGGAGAAUCGGUGUUUGUCUGUCUUGAACUGACUUCGUGGUGACUCACACCUCACUUAGUCGAGGCUCCCCCCACCCCCCGUUUGGCUCUCUACUUUGCCCAGGAUUACCCUGAUCCUUUUUUCACUGGAAACCUCACCUCAGUAUAAAUCAUUUCCUUUGCUUUCAAAUCCCUUUAUGUUGGACACUGCAGAUUACGAAUAUGGCAGAAGGGGGAAAAAGACGUGCAAGGACAAUAUUGGAGUUCAUUCAGUAAUUACAGAGUAAUGAAGUAUCAUGUAUUUUUGUUCCUGCCUUAUGAGAGAAGGUCCGUGGUUCUUAAUGGAGACAUGCAUUCCAGGAAAUGGCCUUUCUACAGACUAAUCAGUCUAAACCAAGUGGACUCAACAUGAUCUUACACACUGCAUCUGAUUAUUGUUUUCUCUCCUCUCUGAGUACUGUUAUUUUUUUAUUUUUUUUUACACAACACAUGAGAUUUGCACGUUUGUCAAUGAAGAGCUGAACAAAACAAACUAACAUUUCACCCAUCUAUGCCAGUUUGCUAUUUUUAAAAAUAUUGCAGAGGUCUGCAUUAAUGAUGAAGAGUAAACCUUUACAUCACCUCUGUAUCUGUUUAAAUGUAAAUGGUACAGCUUGAUUAUAAAUCCUUUAAGUAAGAUGACGGUUAGAAGUGAAAGGUUUGGUCAAAUGCUUGAGAGUAGGUUCUGUCCAGCCACUUCUUAGUUUGGUUUUAUGUAUUGUUGAUUUAAAACACCCCUCCUCAUAUUGCUGAUAAAUAUGUUUUCAGAACAUCUGUGGACAAAAUUCUGACGUUUUGGAAAUUAUGAUUCAUCCAUAUAUAAUGAUUAUUAUGAGUCCAAGUUUGGUACACUUUCUGUCUCUUGGCUUUAAUAUAUCAAAUGGAAUAAUUAUGAUAGGUCUACUUUUAUUUAGCUGGGUUAGAUUAUACUUAUUGUAUUUUUUUUUUUUUUAUAUAAACAUAAAUGAAACUACUGACACUGCUGUCAAUUCUGAAAGACCACUAUUGCUAAUCAGGAUGGGUUAUGAUCUCUGCUAGUCUAUAUCAGUUUCUCAGUUCAGGAAGUUGGUAAAAAUAUUACAAUGGAUUGUUUGGGGUAAAAGUAUUAUCUUUUUCCUUCGGUUUAUAUACGCUGGACACUUUAACUCCAAGCCUGGCUCUCGAGUCUGUACUGUGCUGAGACAAUGAGUUCUGUCAGGAUGACUCCAUCAUGGCCAAAAAUGUUUUGCUUUUGUGUUCAUUUUAUCUUUCUUCACCAUGUUUCUGAAAUCAUUGUUUCAUUUGCCCUUUAAUUCUGAGAGCGCCAAAAUAGACCUCUGUCUCACUGUCAAACCCUUAAAAUGAAAAUGUCAAAGUGCUGCUGUGUGCCAUGAACAGCGUUUACUGUUUUUUUUUUUUUUUUUCCUGGCAUGCAGACAUUCAACUGCAAAAGAAAUGUCAUUUUCUUUUUGGUUAUUUUUACUCUUGGGACAGUUGAACUUUUUGUUUGGUCACAGUUGACAAUAAGCCAACCGGUGCUACUGUAAACCUUCAGGUCUGGCUGGCUGCUUGCUCCAAGAGCAGAAACAACUAGCCGUUUGUCAGAUUGACCAAGAUCCACACCAGGAUUGGGGACAACUUUUUUUUUUUUUUUAUGCGAUCAUGUGUUGAUACUUUUGGGUUUUUUCUUUUCUUUUUUAUUGUAUUUUAUUUUGAUCUAUAGACAGAUUUUUCACUGUAAUAUGCUCAGAACAUAUAUUUACAGUUUUCCUUUUUUUCCACAAGCUUUUGUUUGCCUGGAUUUUUUCUUGUCUUUUAAAACCCUUGAUACGGCAAGGCUGUCAGGCAGCCAUGUAAUCCGAUUUGAUUUAGUUUGUAUAGCAUAUCUCAAUGCAAAGAAACUAUGUAUUAACAUUAAUAUAGUAAUUCUAACAUGGAUAGAGAAAAUAAAAUUGUAUGUGGAAGAAUUA
This is a messenger RNA of Girardinichthys multiradiatus, 4564 nucleotides long. It is a transcript of the gene abhd17b, whose product is annotated as abhydrolase domain containing 17B, depalmitoylase. The transcript is spliced from 4 exons. Gene Ontology annotation, cellular component: plasma membrane; endosome membrane. Gene Ontology annotation, biological process: protein depalmitoylation. The record is from RefSeq and is a predicted model, not a curated record. NCBI's taxonomy places the organism in Eukaryota, Metazoa, Chordata, Actinopteri, Cyprinodontiformes, Goodeidae. Gene Ontology annotation, molecular function: palmitoyl-(protein) hydrolase activity. The coding region runs from base 1649 to 2515 and encodes 288 amino acids.